Molecule: messenger RNA, 1619 nt
Organism: Harpia harpyja (harpy eagle)
Lineage: Eukaryota; Metazoa; Chordata; Aves; Accipitriformes; Accipitridae
Gene: POLR3H
Product: RNA polymerase III subunit H
Exons: 6
Coding region: 174-794 (206 amino acids)
Biological process (GO): transcription initiation at RNA polymerase III promoter; DNA-templated transcription
Cellular component (GO): RNA polymerase III complex
Molecular function (GO): DNA binding; DNA-directed RNA polymerase activity
Source: RefSeq, a predicted model, not a curated record
CCCCGUUUCUGGGCUAGCCGGGGUGCUGCCCCACGAAGCUCCGUGCAAGGCGUUGGGGGGGUUUCCUCGGGCCGCCCCCGGUCAGGUGUUGGGGGUCUCGGUGUCCCCGCAGCGCUCCGGUUCCUGAGGCUGCUGGUGUCUUCUGGCUCUCCUCAGAGGUGCUCCCCGCCGCCAUGUUUGUCCUGGUAGAGAUGACUGACACAGUGAGAAUUCCUCCCUGGCAGUUUGAAAGGAAACUGAACGAAUCCAUUGCUGAAGAGCUAAACAAGAAAUUGGCCAAUAAGGUUGUAUACAAUGUCGGCCUCUGCAUCUGUCUGUAUGAUAUCACAAAGCUGGAAGAUUCAUACAUAUUCCCUGGAGAUGGUGCAUCACAUACCAAAGUGCAUUUCCGCUACGUGGUCUUCCAUCCCUUCCUGGAUGAGAUUCUGAUCGGACAGAUUAAAAGCUGCAGUCAGGAUGGCGUUCACGUUUCUAUUGGAUUCUUUGAUGAUAUUGUCAUCCCACCAGAAUCCCUGCAGCAGCCAGCUAAGUUCGAUGAAGCAGAGCAGGUGUGGGUGUGGGAAUAUGAGACGGAAGAAGGGGCUCACGACCUUUACAUGGACAUUGGGGAGGAGAUCCGCUUCCGAGUCGUGGAUGAAACGUUUGUCGAUACAUCACCAACAGGUCCCAGCUCUGCGGAGGCUUCCACUUCAAAUGCCACAGAAGAAGUCCAGAAGAAAGAGGCACCCUACACUCUUGUGGGAUCAAUCAGCGAGCCAGGCCUGGGCCUCCUGUCAUGGUGGACAAACAGCUAGCUGCAAUCAGAGCCUGCUCCACAGAAAGUCUUUCCGGUGGCUGUUCGGGGGGUAACAGGAUCCUGCUGGUGCUCAUGGCUGCUCUGAAGCUGAAUAAGAAAUUAGACCUGCCAUUCUCUGUUUCCCUUUCAGCUUCCAACCUGCCAGAUCGAGACAGUCGCUUUCAAGAAAUGUCUUCGCUGAGCUGUAGAAGUGAAUUUACAGGCACAAAAAGCCUUGAGCGCAGCAGUAACAAACUCAGCUGGAGCUUUGGUCUCCUGCCCUGGAGGGAAAACUGGGGAGGUCUUUACUUGCCUGAGUUAAGAAGGGAGUUGACUUCAGUGAGUGAAAGCAGGAGAGAAUGCCUGUCAAGAAGUAUUGCUUCCUUGGGCCGAGAGCUUGAUCUCAGGGGGGUAGAAACCUGCCCUUCUUUUGACAGGAAAAGGAGGAGAAACAGCAAAAAGACUGGGGUUCAUAGAGGUGUGGUACUCUGGAGAAUGCCGCUGCUGGCAGGGCAGGGGAGGUGGUGGUAAUGUUCUGCUAAGAAUGGGAACUUAACCCAUGGAUGAAGUCAGCCAAAAAGAACUGGAAUGACAGUAGUUUACCCAAAAGUAACUAGGCUCUGUGAAGAUGACCACAGUGGAAAGCUACAGGCUACUCAUUGCGCUGAAUGGAAAUACUUUAUUGGGUGGGCUGUAUUUAUGUAGAAUGAGCUAAACUUUGCAGGAGUUUGACUGAAAAUAUGUAAUUAUGAACUGAAAUGGACCAAGGCUGCUUUGAGCAAGCUAAAUACUUGUUUGCAGGGGUGUGUUAAUACCAGGAAUGGAAUAAAUAGUAAAAAUGGCA